CCCACAUGAGGUGACUAAAGGCUUAGUGUGAGCCUGAUUAAUUAGGCAGCAGGUGGGUGCAGGAUGUCAGUAGGGGUGAUCACCCAAACAAAUACAUGGACAUAGACCUGCUUCUGUACCAGUUCCAGAGAAGAUGGUGGCCGUUGUGCUCACCUUGUUCUCCUCAAGUCAAUAUGUUCAACUUAAUGAGCAACUGCUGCAACUGGGUCUCCAAAAUCCAGGAGCCAAUCAGGAAAGUGACCAUUCUUGUGGUUGGUCUUGACAAAGCAGGGAAAACCUCCUCGAUCAGAGGGAUGUUAAGAGUUCCUCCUGGUGUCGAUGCAGGGCCCACCCACAGCUGCAUUAAAAAUGAGCUGAGAGUUGAGAACUACCUCGUUACGCUGUUGGACGUCGGAGGAACUGCAGAGUCCCGGGGAGUUUGGAGGGAGCUCUAUGGAGAAGCACAUGGAAUAAUCUUUGUUGUAGACUCCAGCGACAGGCAGAGGAUGAAGGAGGCCAGGGAAGUUCUUGCAGACCUGCUGAACCAACCAAGGGUUGCAGGAAAACCCAUAUUAGUGUUGGCAAACAAACAGGAUAAGAUGAACUCGUUGCUGGGAAGUGAACUGAUUGAGAUUCUCUCUUUGGAAAAGCUGGUUAACCAGAGCCGAUCUCUGUGCCAUAUUGAGCCUUGUUCAGCCUUAAUGGACCUGCGACGCUGGUCGGACAGAAAGACUCUGAGAGGCCUUCGCUGGUUGCUGCGUGCUGUUUGUCUGGAUUAUCCGGAGCUGUGUGCACGGGUGGCCCAGGACAGCAAGAGUCCUCUGGAGCCAAGGGAGAGAGAAAAGAAAGGAAAAGCUGAAAAAGUCCAAAGAAAAACCAAAAUGGAAAGAAUGAGAUCCAGCAAGUCUGAUCUACGUCAGAUUCAUCGGCCUAAAGACAAGGAGAAAAGGAGCAAUGGCGAAGGAAAGCUGCAGCCCAUUCGGAACAUGCUGCAGAAGGAAACCACACUGAAAAAGAGGCUUAAGUCAAAGAAGAUUAAGAACAAGUCAGUUAAGGUCACAAAAGGUGUGAAAGAUGGCGAAGAAGCUCCUGAAGAGGAGGGUGAAGGAAAUGAAGGAGAGCAGGAAAAUUCUGGAAACAGAGACAAAGCCAGCAGUGCCCUGAUCCCUCCGAAAAAAAGGAAACUGAAACGCAAGACAAAGGUGAAAGAAGAGACACUGGAUGCACCGGAAUCGCUCGAAAACAACGAGACACCAACAAAAGCUAAAGGAGAAAGGAAGAAGAAGAAGAAGGUUGUGAAGGUAAAUAGAAAGAACAAGAUCAACACAGAGGGAAUGCCCGUGGCUUACUCUCAACCCGUGGACCUUUCUGCAACCUUUGAUCUUUACAGAAAAGCAAUCCUGGCUCUGAAGGAACGUCAGGAUCAGGCUCAAAGACAGUGAAGCCCGGUGGCUUCCAGCUAUCCGAACAGAGGCAACUUGUACCACACCAGUAGUACCAAGCACUCCUCAUCACCUGGAAAUAACUGCUAUUUCUAUAAGAGCAAAGAAAGUUGUAUUGACCUCCUGACCCCUCAGCCUUUGAGGGGAAACUUCAGUGUGCAGUGAAGGGAAGGCAAAAAAGAAACAUUGUUUUGUUCUCUGUAAAAAGAAAAGGGAAAUAAGGCAUUAUUGUGAGUACUUGGCCAAAAUGUUCAGUAGUAGUUUGUAAAAUACUGUGGGAUGAUUUUUAAUCUGUAUUUUCUAUAAUUAUUUGAGAAAUAUCCAAUAAGCUCAGAUCUUUGCAAAGAUUGGCAUGCCGGUGAUUAGAUUUGUGAUUAAGUAAUAAAAACAUUGUCUCUA
Messenger RNA from Girardinichthys multiradiatus, 1820 nucleotides. It is a transcript of the gene arl13a, whose product is annotated as ADP-ribosylation factor-like 13A. The transcript has 10 exons. Gene Ontology annotation, cellular component: ciliary membrane; non-motile cilium. The record is from RefSeq and is a predicted model, not a curated record. NCBI's taxonomy places the organism in Eukaryota, Metazoa, Chordata, Actinopteri, Cyprinodontiformes, Goodeidae. Bases 96 to 1421 code for a protein of 441 amino acids. Gene Ontology annotation, biological process: receptor localization to non-motile cilium; non-motile cilium assembly. Gene Ontology annotation, molecular function: GTP binding; GTPase activity.